Messenger RNA from Acanthosepion pharaonis, 957 nucleotides. The record is from the annotation of a GenBank genome assembly. Lineage: Eukaryota; Metazoa; Mollusca; Cephalopoda; Sepiida; Sepiidae.
AUGGAAAUUUUCUCAGUCUUUCCUUUUUAUAUAUUUUCAUUCUUUCUCCUUCCUUCUCCCUACUCUGUCUUUUACUCACCUGCUUUCUUUAAAAAAAAUAGUCUCCUUCUUUCAUUUUAUUUUUCAUUUUCUCCUCCUCUUUUUGCCUAUUUUCAUUACAUUUUCAGUGUUCUUUCUUCCAUUCAUUCUUUUUUAAAUCUUCUCAUUCGUUUCUUUUUCUUUACUUCUCAUUCUUUUAUUCCUUUAAUUCUUUUUAAAGUUCCACUCUGUCUUUACUUUCUCUUCCCAUUCUUUAUUCAUCUUUCUUUAAAGGUUUUUUUUUUAUUCAGUCUUUCUUCUUUAAUUUUUUUUUUUUAUUCAGUCUUUCUUCUUUUUUUUUUUUUUUUAUUCAGUCUUUCUUCUUUAAAGUCUUUCUUCUUUAAAGGUUUUUUUUUCAGUCUUUCUUCUUUUUUUUUUUUUAUUCAGUCUUUCUUCUUUAAAGGUUUUUUUUUAUUCAGUCUUUCUUCUUUUAAGUCUUUCUUCUUUAAUUUUUUUUUUUUAUUCAGUCUUUCUUCUUUAAAGGUUUUUUUUAUUCAGUCUUUCUUCUUUAAAUAUUUUUUUUAUUCAGUCUUUCUUCUUUUAAGUUUUCUUCUUUUUUUUUUAUUCAGUCUUUCUUCUUUAAAGGUUUUUUUUAUUCAGUCUUUCUUCUUUAAAGGUUUUUUUUUUAUUCAGUCUUUCUUCUUUAAAGGUUUUUUUUUUAUUCAGUCUUUCUUCUUUAAAGGUUUUUUUUUUAUUCAGUCUUUCUUCUUUAAAGGUUUUUUUUUUAUUCAGUCUUUCUUCUUUAAAGGUUUUUUUUUUAUUCAGUCUUUCUUCUUUAAAGGUUUUUUUUUUAUUCAGUCUUUCUUCUUUAAAGGUUUUUUUUUUAUUCAGUCUUUCUUCUUUAAAGGUUUUUUUUUUUAUUCAGUCUUUCUUCUUUAA